AUGGCGCUGGCAAACAAAAAGAACUACUCGCUCUACCAGAUUGAUGCUGGGUCAUCGUUCCGAUCACUGGCGCUCCACAGCCUCGGUAGAGUCGGCAAGAGCACCGUGGCUUUGAGAUAUGCUGAAAAUAAGCUUCAACGGGAUGAGCUUGACGCGCUCUUCUGGGUAUACACCGAGAAGCUUGUCUCGAUCAGGCAGAGCUUUACAGACGUUGCUCUGCGUCUGAAGCUACCGGAUGCGCGGCCAGGAGACCAGGACGAGAAUUGUGCUGUCGUUUUGAAUUGGCUUCAACACACGCAAUGCCGCUGGCUGAUCGUAUACGACAAUGCCGAAGACCCAGAUUUGAUCCGCCACUAUUGGCCUCUUGCCAACCGUUGUCAAGCUCUCAUCACCCGCAAUCCUGCAUUCUCGUUUGAAUUAGCGGACGGCGGUAUGGAUAUCACCAACUGGGACAAUGACACUGGGCUGAGAUUUCUUCUCUACCUCCUUUCAACGGACAUCAGCACAGACCUUGAAGAGGACGAGGUCACCUCGGCACACCAGCUGUCUGAGGUGCUGCGUGGCCAUGCUUUAGCCAUCUCCACCACGGCUGGAUUGAUGCACAGACGGGCGUUGUCCAUUACCGAAUUCAUGAAAUUCUACAACCAGCAUCGGAGUGAGGUCCUUGGAAUUUCUGGAAACCGGUCCAUUAACGCUCUCUGGGAGAUUUCUUUCAAGUCUCUCGAUCCUCAGACUCAUGCUAUCCUGGGGGUCAUGUCAUUCAUCGAACCUGAUAGCAUUCCGCAGACACUCUUCGAAACAGACUCGCCCGCAUCUCUGCCCGCAUCGCUCAGCUUCUGCUCGGAUCCAUUUCGAACUUUCAUGACUCCUGAGCAGAGACAGCAAGCCUUCAACGACGCAACCAUUCUAGUAUCCAAGGCUUUUCCUCGUCGCGACUCAAAUGUGGUGCAACUGUAUCUCAUGUGGGAUCGUUGUGCCAUGUACUUGCAAUAUUUGAUCAGCCUGAAAGACUGCUUCCGCGAGGAGAAGGAGUCCAACCCAAACUUCGCUGCGUUGCAAACCUACUGCGACCUUAACAACGCAUAUCAGAGGUAUCUGUUGGAACUCAACUCCUACGAGGAACUGGCGGAUCUCAUCGAGAUCAACACAAUGGCUCUGAGCACAUUGCCUGAACAACAGCAGACCAUCGGCCUUCAAGGCUCUUUGACCUCCCACAGGGGGCCAGUUGCUCAUCCGCCUCGGUUUGGGGAAAUGUUAGUCCGAGUUGAGGUAAAGGAUAGAAUUCCCCUGAUUCGAAGCGACCACGCAAAACGAGACACGGAAACGGGAGAGGGCAGGGAGGCCAGCAGGCCCAGGACAGGGAAGAUGCGCAUGGCCGGGCAGGUCCCCUCCGCCCAUCGCUCCCGCUAG
Molecule: messenger RNA, 1410 nt
Organism: Phialemonium atrogriseum
Lineage: Eukaryota; Fungi; Ascomycota; Sordariomycetes; Cephalothecales; Cephalothecaceae
Exons: 8
Coding region: 1-1410 (469 amino acids)
Molecular function (GO): ADP binding
Source: RefSeq, a predicted model, not a curated record